AUGGCCCCUAACCAACACCAUUCACGUUUUAGUUCUAACAUGCAGAUGCAGCACUACUACUACGACAACACCGACGACGAUAGCGAGGAUAUCGACAACGAGAUUGUCAACAACAGCAACACGGACGAGGACGAGUACGAGUACGAGGACGAAGAAGAGGAGGAAGAAGUAGGAAAAUGGGUUGAAGAAUGGAAUAGAAUCUUUCUUUUGGUGUGCGCGAUGGGUUUAUUUGUGGACCCACUAUUUUUCUACGCCCUAUCAAUAAGUGACACGUGUAUGUGUUUGUUUGUAGACGGUUGGUUACUCGUUACCGUCACCGUUAUCCGUUGCAUGACGGACGCGUUACAUCUCUGGAACAUUUGGUUACAGUUCUAUAUUCAGAAACGCUCCUCUUUUGGCUUCAUUCAUAAUACUCAUCAUCAUCACCAUCUUCGUAAUUCUUCACAUGCUCUUCGUUACUUCAAAGCUAGCAAGGGUUUUUUCUUUGACAUUUUUGUCCUUCUCCCUCUCCCUCAGAUUUUGCUAUGGGUGACAAUUCCAUCUCUGUUAAAGGAAGGUUCAAUUACGAGGGUGAUGAGUGUAUUGUUGAUCAUGUUUGUGUUUCAAUACCUUCCUAAAAUUUACCACUCAGUAUGCUUUGUGCGUCGCAACCUCUCUGGUUACAUUUUUGGAACAGUUUGGUGGGGUUUCGCUCUCAACAUGAUAGCUUAUUUUGUUGCUUCUCAUGCAGUAGGGGCAUGUUGGUAUUUGUUGGGACUUCAAAGGGCAUCAAAGUGUCUGGAAGAGCAAUGUGGUACAACAAUAGGUUGUGGAUUGAGAACAUUGUGUUGCAAGGAACCUAUAUAUUACGGAAGCAGUAGCAUGUUGAAGAAAUUAGAGAGAACAAGGUUGAUAUGGGCACAGAACAGAGAAGCAAGGUCUACAUGUUUAGCUAGUGCUGAUAACUAUGACUAUGGAGUUUAUGAAUGGAGUGUUCAACUUGUAACAAAUAAUAGCCGUUUGGAAAAGGUACUCCUCCCAAUCUUUUGGGGCCUAAUGACUCUAAGCACUUUUGGGAACCUCCAGAGCACAACGGAAAGGAUGGAAGUCGUUUUCAUUAUUAUUGUAUUGACUAGUGGCCUCCUUUUAGUCACUAUGCUAAUUGGAAACAUCAAGGUGUUUUUACAUGCUACAACAUCGAAGAAGCAAGCGAUGAAACUGAAGAUGACAAACAUUGAAUGGUGGAUGAGCAAAAGACGGCUGCCACACGGGCUCAGGCAGCGUGUGCGCAACUACGAGAGACAGUGCUGGGCCGCGAUGCGUGGAGUUGAUGAAUGUCAGUUGAUCAAAAUUCUUCCUGAGGGUUUGAGAAGAGACAUCAAGUACCAUCUUUGUUUAGGUUUGGUGAGACAGGUGCCACUGUUUCAGCAUAUGGAUGAAUUGGUGCUAGAGAACAUUUGUGACCGUGUCAAGUCCCUUGUAUUCACAAAGGGAGAAACAUUAACAAGAGAAGGAGAGCCAGUUCAAAGAAUGCUAUUUGUAGUAAGGGGUCAUCUUCAAAGUAGUCAAGUCCUAAGAGAUGGAGUAAAAAGUUGUUGCAUGUUAGGGCCAGGAAAUUUUAGUGGAGAUGAGCUUCUAUCAUGGUGUUUAAGAAGACCUUUUAUACAACGACUUCCAACAUCAUCAUCUACUUUGGUUACACUUGAAACAUGUGAGGUAUUUGGGCUUGAAGCCGAGGAUGUCAAAUAUGUGACACAACAUUUUAGGUACACAUUUGCAAAGGAAAAUGUUAGGAGGAGUGUAAGAUAUUACUCACCUGGUUGGAGAACUUGGGCUGCUGUGGCAAUUCAGUUGGCUUGGAGAAGGUAUAGACAUAGACUGACUUUGAGUUCUUUGUCCUUUAUUAGGCCUCGUAGACCUUUGUCAAGGUCCACUUCUUUGGAAGAGGAUAGGCUUCGCCUUUAUACGGCUUUGUUAACCUCACCAAAGCCCAAUCAAGAUGAUUUUUUCUAG
Messenger RNA from Vicia faba (fava bean), 1992 nucleotides. Lineage: Eukaryota; Viridiplantae; Streptophyta; Magnoliopsida; Fabales; Fabaceae. The record is from the annotation of a GenBank genome assembly.